Messenger RNA from Cherax quadricarinatus, 3711 nucleotides. Lineage: Eukaryota; Metazoa; Arthropoda; Malacostraca; Decapoda; Parastacidae. The record is from RefSeq and is a predicted model, not a curated record.
CGUACUCUGUGGUAGCCUCAAAACACACAACAACAACAAUAGUGGCGGCAUCAGGGGGAAUUAUUGUACAUUUUUGUCAAUUGUGGUCAUUUAAUAUAGUUGUGGAGCAACUAUCAGUGGAAAAUUGAUUUACGAGUUCGUCACCUCAGCAAGAGAAUUAUACUUGGUGUCAUCACCCAGUGCAAUGAAAGUGGCAGAUAUACUGCAGAAAUAUGUGAGCAAUGGUUAUGUUGGCUGCUUUGCUGUGAAUACAUCGUGAGUGUCUAUGUUUGUAUCAUAAAGAUUACCUCAUUAUGCUGACAAUUGCAUCUACACCAUCAACAACCAGUGAACAUAGGUUUACUCACUAUGAUACUGUGCUUUUAUAAAUAUAGUUCUACAUGAAUUAUCAAUGCCUUUUGCAUCAAAAUUUAUUACCAAUUAAAGGUCAUCUUUUUAAUCAUUAUGUAGAAGUAAUAACAAAGGCAAUUGAAUACCUGGAGUUUACCUGGAGAAGGUUUCCGGGGUCAGCGCCCCCGCGGCUCGGUCUGAGACCAGGCCUCACGGUGGAUCAUUAUCAUGUAAACAGUUUUCCUAAAUUUAGUAAAUAGAACUAUAAAGUAUAGGAAUUGUGCUUAUUGAUUGUUGGAAGAAUAUUUUAAUGUAUUAUUUGUGUUACUGUCUUCAAGUAAUGACUGUGUUCAGGAUAUUGUAGGUGAUCUAUAGCACUGUCUUAACUUCAGAUAUUUUAUCUUCACACAUUCCUUCCAUCAUCUUCUUAAUUGGUAGAUGUCUAUUACUGCACUGACCUGGAAAAUAUUUGUAUUAAUCUUAUAUUUUCCUGCUUAUAUUUCAGUAUUGUAUUUUACUAUCAUUAUCUUACUAUAUGUUUUACCUGCCUCCAAAGUGUUUUCUUAACACUUAAACUGUCCACAACCCUCGGAUUGAAAGACCUUUCUGUGUCAACAAGUUUGAAAAUAUGUAUAUGAGAAUAUAUGAAAAUUAUUUCAUCUUCUAGAAUUGUAAGGAAUUGUUUAUCUAAAGGUAGGAUGCUAGAAAUGUCAAAUUUGAUGUAAUACAGAAUUAUGCAGGUUAGAAGUUAGAGAAAAUCACAAAAGUGAUUUCCACUAAUAUAAGACUUGUUUUAGGCUAAUUUUGGUGCUCAGUUUUUUUGCCAGUAUACUUUCCGUACUAUCAAUUGAUUGCAAAAGUUUGUCCAUUUAGCCAUCCAGAAUUUAGAAAUUUAACCAGUUUUAUAAUGCAACAAAUUUUAUUUUAAAAACACUGCAUUCAUUACUGCAUCGAAAGAGUCUUUACUCUUUUACCAAUAAUUAUAUCUCCAGGAUUCUCUUAUACACCACUUGCCCUUCAUUAUAAUCUGUCAAACAAUAUUCAAAGUUUUUCCAAUUUUCUUAGCUAAUAAUCCAUGGAAACCAAGCAUAAGGCAGACUGGGGGAAAGGAAAAAAAAAAACAAAUCUAUAGUUUCUGCUUCUUACAGAUCUAUUUCUGCCAUUCCUUGUCUAAAAUUGGCCUAAAUAUUCUCCAUAUACCUAGUUAGUCUUCCAGUUUACCUGUUUGUGUAAUAAACAGUCAAUAACCAGCUAAAAAAAAUUCCAGUGAUUGCUAUUUUAACUGAAAUACAGAGUUAAAUGCUAGCUCAAUCCAUCUUGCCUCUGUAGCAGAAUUCUUUUCAUACUGUGAACUUGUAGUGCAGAAACCCAUUCUCUCAGGUCUGUGCCAAUAUUUACUGCUUCACAAAUUUGGGAGCUCUAUGAAUUAAACAUAGUUGCAUGUUGUGGAUACUGCUGUGAUGUACUAGUAUAGUAUACAGAGUUUAAGAGUGUGUGCUAUUGUUGUUGUAUGAUAUUGUUAAUAUAUCCACUGAUAUACACUAGCAGAUAACAGUAUUACUUGGGAAACAAAAUGUUAAUUAAUUUAUUGUUUACUGUUUAUAUACAGCCAAAAAAAUACUGUUACUACAAAACUGAUGUGAAUUACUUGAACAUGUACCAUUACAUCUCAUUUAGUGUAUUUAGAGUUUGUAUAAAGCUUUUGUACUAAUUGCAAGAAGCACUUUCUGUGCGUACAUCUAUAAUGUAGGCACAAUAUUCAUUAGUUAAAAUUUUCAGAUGUGUAAUGUGUGACAGUUCAGUAAGGACAAAAAUUAUAUCAGUACUUAUUAUCUUAGUGACUUCUGAGAUCAGUAGCAUGAUGCAGUGCAUAAAAGUUCCUUCAAAAAGCAACACAUAUCAGUGUUCAGAGUGUUUAAAAGUUUUUGCCAAAAAAUCAUAUCUAGUACAACACAUGGGAGUUCAUUCACUAGAUAAACCAUAUCAGUGUUUAGAGUGUUUAAAAGAGUUUUCACGAAAAUCACACCUAAUACUACACAUGAGAGUUCAUUCACGUGAAAAGCCAUAUCAGUGUUCAGAAUGUUUAAAGGACUUUUCACAAAAUUCAACUUUGAAACAACACAUGAAAGUUCAUUCACAAGAAAAACCGUAUCAGUGUUCAGAAUGUUUAAAAGGCUUUUCACGAAAAUCCAAUUUUAUACAACACACGAGAGUCCAUUCACAAGAAAAACCAUUUCCAUGUUCGGAAUGUUUAAAAGACUUUUCAUGUAAAUCAAGUCUGUUAAAACACAUGAAAGUUCAUUCACAAGAAAAACCAUUUCAAUGUUUAGAAUGUGUAAAAAACUUUCCAUGCAAAUCAAGUCUAUUAAAACAUAUGAAAGUUCAUUCACAGGAAAAACCAUUUCACUGUUCAGAAUGUUUAAAAGAUUUUAAACGGAAAUCCACUCUGAUACAACAUGUGAGAAUUCAUUCACAAGAAAAACCAUUUCAGUGUUCAGAAUGUUUAAAAGAUUUUUCACAAAAAGCCACUCUAGUACAUCACAUGAGAAUUCAUUCAUUAGAAAAGCCGUAUCAGUGUUCAGAGUGUUCGAAAGGCUUUUCACGAAAAUCGCAUCUGAUACGACACAUCAGAGUUCAUUCAGUAAAGAAUCCCCUUCCUGAAGGGUUCCCUUGAUGCUGAUAAUGGGUUUAGGUUCUUAGGAUUGGAGAUACCCUCCUUUUCCUUAGAUCAAACCUGAUUAACCUUUACUCCUCCCAGUUCCCAGGUGCUGCACGACAAUGAUUAUAACGAUAAUAAUAAGUAUUAUUAUUAUUAUUAUUAUUAUUAUUAUUAUUAUUAUUAUUAUUAUUAUUAUUAUUAAGUGUUGAUGUAGCUACCUCAGAGAAAAAGACUACAUGAUUAUUGUAUAUAUUGUUUUUUUCAUCUAGUAUUAAAUCACUUUUUAUGUUAAUAGUUAAAAUGAAAAUAUCAUGUUUUACAUUAUUAUUUAACCAAUAUUAUUAGUGUAUGUGUGUAGGUAAGCUGUAACAACUACAGCUCUCACUGUACUCAUUGAAGGAGGGUUUUGAUUGGCUGCCAAAAUUGCAAACUACCUGCCUACUUGUUUUGUUGGUGCCAGGGGUAAGGUUGUACGAGUCUACAUACAUUGGAUCUGCAGGUCGUACCUCUCUCUCUCUUACUGUUCCUCAAGCAGAAUAAACCUUCUUAUCUCAACUCUGUUUGGGAGAACUCUGUUCUCCUCAGCUUGUGUUAUUUAGACUGUUUUUGAUAGAGUAUAUCUCCUUUGGUAUUCUGGGACAUACAUCUCAUAACUCUUCAACUUUGUUCACAAAGCAAUAUUUAGACUUACAGUGGACCCUCAACUAACGGCGGCAUCAAGU